Messenger RNA from Cladocopium goreaui, 1999 nucleotides. The record is from the annotation of a GenBank genome assembly. Lineage: Eukaryota; Dinophyceae; Suessiales; Symbiodiniaceae.
CCAUCGGUCAAGGCUCCCAGGAUCUCCGAGGUCUCCGCGUCUUCACCAGUCUUCACUCAUGGCGGAGGCCGAAGAAAAAGGACUGCUGGAAAUCGAGAAGAAGCUACAGAAAUAUUCCGGUGAGGAACCCAAUGCGAUGAAGUAUGUGGAGGCUCUAUGUGAGAGAAGCUCUUACUUGGCAGAUGUGGAUUCGGAGCACCUGAAGAUACUGGAGGCCCUGAAACCGCUGAAAGAUGGGGUCGCUGAGCUUAGUCAGAUAGCUGCAGACCUCGGGAUGACCACAACCACGAUGACCACGAUGAAGUCUGGAAGCGAUGCGAAGGAUCCGGAGUAUCCAAAGGAUCCAGGGCUGGAUCUUUCCACACUUCGUCAGCGCUUAAGCCACUUGCAGUCUACACUUGAGAAGGUCGAGGAGUCCGAAAAGUCAGAACAGCAAGCUGCAGAGGAUGGGUGCCACAGAAUUGCCGAAGCCAUGAAGUACAUCGAGAAAUUCUUCGAGAAACAGCCGGAGUCCGAGAAAGAAAUCGCAACAGCUGCAACAGCUGCAACAGCUGCAGGUCUUCAGAAAGCCCAGUUGUUGUUGGAAAGUUCCGUUGAGACCGUCCUCAUCAGCAAGCUGGGCUCCCUGAAGUUUCCCAUGGCCAAACGCCUCGGAGAGCUCUGGAAGUUUCCCUCGGACCAUCCUCCAAUUGCAGCUGUGCUCACGCUGGGAAAGCACUCCAUCAAGGUUGCUUCAUGGAACGUGCUGAAUCGCAACUACUACAAAUACAUUGAACAGGACACUCAAGGACUAAAAGGCUCAGAGAUUUCGACCUACCAUGAGGCUGGAACCAGAGAGAACAAGAUCAUCGAAAAGAUACAGGAGAUGCUGCAAAAGGAGUUUCACAUUUUGUGUUUGCAAGAAUGCUGGCCCGAGUUGCUUGAGCAGCUCAAGGGAGCUUUGGGUCACCAUGGUCACCAUGAGAUGGAGUGCAGUGGGCAAGAGCAGGACAAGAACCAGGAGGUCAUUGUCUACGAUAGCAAGCUUCUGAAAAAGCUGGAUGUCGUCCUUCAUGCUGCUCACAUAGAGAACCCCAAGAAGGUGGUCACAGAGUUACUGCUCCAAGUGAUGGGUGAGACGACUCUGCGCGUGGUAACAGCGCACGUGCCCGGAGCUCCCUUCGGACCUGCUCGAAGAGAAUUUGCCGAUUGCCUGGCAAACAUGGUCAAGGGCAAGCAGCUCCCGACUGUGCUGCUGGGAGAUCUGAACUUCCCCGAGAAGGCAGUGUAUCCUCUUCUGAUGGACCGGGGACUCGAAGACAUGCACUUUGUGCCGGUCUCUUACCCGACAAACAUUUGCCAGGGAUCUUUCUUGCCCAAGAGGAUUGACAGCAUCGCAGUCAUCAACCACCAGGUUGAAGGCGCAAAAGUGAAAGCCGAAGCCCUGAAAGCUGAUGAGAUCAUGGAAGGCCUUGGACAAGUCGUGGAACUUCUGUCCAGGUCUGCAGAGAUCUGAAUGAGGGGGUGAAGGUGAGCGUAGGUGGGCCAGGUGCGCGGGGGACCACGCCGAAGCUGCACGGCCCGGCCAGGGCGAUACAGCACAGGUCUCGAGGUCCCUAAGAGUCCUGCAACUUGCCGCAUCUUGCUGCAUCUUGCCGCAUCUUGCCGCAUCUUGCCGCAUGUCUUGUGGCGCUUUGUGAAGUACUUGAUCACACAGUCUGGUGCAGCUGGCUCUGCAAGCUCAAAGAGAUCCUGUGAUCCUGAGAUCUUAAGUUGGCCUGAGCUGAGCAAGGCUGCGCCAUUUGCACACUUGGCCCACUUGGCCUUGCAGAGCUCUGAAAGGCCAGCUGCCAGGCAGUUGCUGCCAGGCAACAAAAAGCCGAGAAAUCAAGACCUUGGUCCAGGCUGUUCACGUGGCAAAAAAUUGCUGAGGGUCCAAUGCUUUCGAGUCGACCGAUGUGAAAAUUCGACACGGGAUGCAGCGAGUGAAGCGAGUGAUUCUCCCACGAGGGGCGUAAAA